Messenger RNA from Clonostachys byssicola, 1704 nucleotides. NCBI's taxonomy places the organism in Eukaryota, Fungi, Ascomycota, Sordariomycetes, Hypocreales, Bionectriaceae. The record is from the annotation of a GenBank genome assembly.
AUGCCAAGCACAAGCAAGCCGUGUCACAACUGUCGUCGUCGACGCCUGCGCUGCGACCGCUCAUGGCCAACAUGCCACAAAUGCGCGGUCUCAGGGCAGGAGUGCCUCGGGUACGGCAAGGUGUUCGUGUGGACGACACAGGCGAUUGAUUCCCAUGGCAAUUUGAAACCCACGCAAUCCAGCCGCCAUGCUACAGAUCCCCACGUCUCCGCGGCGUCGAGCACUGCUACGAGCCCCAUCAUGAUGAGCAGCAGUGAUAUGACGCUUCCUCCAUCGAAUCCUCACCAGGGGCACGCUCAACCCCUAAUGCCAACGAACGAGUCCAUGUGUCCAGCAGUUUCGCCCGAGCCCGGAACCGCAUCAGCCAUGGUGCUCACAGAUCCCGUUUUUCAAGACCUGGACCGCCCUUCCAGAUCUUACCUCGCUUACUUCGCUGAUCGUGUUUGUCAAGACCUUGUCGGCAGGGACAGCCCUGGCAGUAACCCGUUCCGGGAAUUGCUACCGAUGACAAGAAAGCACCCCCUUCUACUUCAGAUCCUCAUUGCCACCUCAGCCAUACACUGGUCCAAUAUCAUCCGGCCAAUCACCGACAUAUCUACCGGCCUCACCGACCCCGGUGGGUAUCUUGCCUCGCUUAGGUCGAGGGACUUGGUGUCCCGCCAAGCCCUCAUCGAUGCUCUCACUGCCAAGCAGAAGGCGAUGGUUCACAUGCGCGAGGUCCUUGAUACCUUGGAUCCUGCAGGGAGUGAAGUUGCCUUGGCCGCCAUGCACUUCUUCAUCAAGUUUGACCUCAUCGAUGUUGAGAAGAAAGAUCCAUCUAGUUGGAAAGCACAUCUUGAGGGCGCGGCUAGCAUCAUGGCACUACUCACACCAGACAAUAUGAGAAGCUCUUCAAGUAGGACGCUUCGAGACUGUGUCAUUGCGGAUUGCUUCAUAUACCACAUAUUUGGCUCAACUCUGUCGUCAGGAGGUCUGGCAGCUCGGAUUGCUAAAUACGCGUUCGAUUUACUACCAGUGAUGAAGAGAGUGGAGGUCACGAGCUCGCUAUCCUGCCCUCCAGAAAUACUCCAGAUCAUCCUCAUGGCUUCACAAUUAUCUUAUGAUACCCCUUGUACUGACACGUAUGUUAACAACACUCACUAUCUUACUCUGUCAGCCCAUUAUUCUAACUUUAUCUGCAGUUGGUCGCUUCCUCCUACAAAAGAAGCUCUUUCUCUUAUUGACCAAGCGCUGACGUUCGAUAUCCCAGCGUGGGCAGAGCAGUUACGCCAGAUUCCACACAUAACAGAUGUUGAAAGUCGAGUACAUGUAGCUUCUGCGCAUCGGUCUGCCGCCUGUUUAUACAUCCUGCAGGCGUUACCGCUUGUCCGUUCCUUGAGACCAGUCGAUACAGACCUAUUAGUCAAGGAUAUUCUAGAACAUGUUGCUGCUUUGGGGCACGAUGAUCCCUAUUUUAAAGCUUCAUCAUGGCCAACAUUCAUAGCCGGUGCCGAAACUUGCGAUGCAGAAAAACGCACUUGGACCCUAAAGAGACUGCUGGAUAUGUGGGAAACCUGCCGCUGGGGGUACAUUUUUACUGCAAUCGAGAUGCUCAAAGCGACUUGGCAACUACAAGAUGCUGCAGCCAAGGCCGGAAACAUGGAUAGUCGAGCACACUGGCUACAGGAUUUGAAAGGUCUGGGCUUUGAGCAUUUGAUUGUUUAA